UGACUGACACUGACUGAGGGCGUCGGACCAAGUGCAAAUAUGUGCCAAGAUCCAUCACCUAUAAAACAUGGGUGUUCCUUGAUGUGAACUCGCAGUUCCUCCUCAACGUGGGUGUGAUUGCAUUGAUUCGUCUUCAGAGAGAUCAACCAACUUUCUUCCGAAUAUGCCUGGUCACGUGAAACUUGGAAAGUCCGGUGAACCGGAUCCGGAUCCUCUUCCUUACCUGGUCGUGUCCAUGGACAUGAAGCGUGCUGACAUGCUCAAGCCCUACGAUCCCAAGAAGUCCUAUUGGGUUCCCGAUGGCCAAGGUGGAUUCAAGGAUGGUAUCCUUGAGAACGACGACGGAACCAAGGCCACUCUGAUGUUGGGCCAUGAGAAAAAAGUGUUCAAGUCCUCCGAGAUUGGACAAGUCAACCCCCCCAAGUUCGAGCGUUGUGAGGACAUGGCUAACUUGACCUUCUUGAACGACGCAUCCGUGUUCCACAACUUGAAGAUCCGGUACACCGCCAAACUGAUCUACACCUACUCUGGGCUCUUUUGUAUUGUGGUGAACCCCUACAAACGGUUUCCUAUUUACACCCCCACCGUGGUGAAGGUUUACCUUGGAAAGAGGAGGAAUGAGGUCCCACCCCAUCUGUGGGCUAUCACUGAGACCGCCUACCGCAACAUGUUGCAAAACUCCAAGGAUCAGUCCAUGCUGAUCACUGGCGAGUCCGGAGCCGGAAAGACCGAAAACACCAAGAAGGUCAUUUCCUACUUGGCCAUGGUGGCCUCGUCUGGCAAGAAGUCCGCCAAGAAGGUGUCGCUUGAGGACCAAAUUGUGGCCACCAACCCCAUCAUGGAGUCCUAUGGUAAUGCCAAGACCUCCAGGAACGACAACUCGUCCCGUUUCGGAAAGUUCAUCCGUAUCCAUUUCACGGGCUCCGGAAAGUUGGCUGGUUGUGAUAUCGAGUCGUAUCUGUUGGAAAAGUCCCGUAUCACCCAACAACAGGAGGUCGAGCGAUCCUACCAUAUCUUCUACCAACUUCUCCAACCUUUUGUUCCCGACAUGAAGGCCAAGUGCGAGCUAUCCGAUGACAUCUAUGACUACAGCUAUGUGUCACAAGGCAAGACGACGGUGGCAUCCAUUGACGACAAUGAAGAGUUGGAGUAUACCGACAAUGCCUUCGACAUCUUGGGCUUCUCCGAAUCCGAGAAAUGGGAUUGCUUCAAGCUCACCGCCGCUGUCAUGACCAUGGGUGAAAUCAAGUUCAAGCAGAAGGGUCGUGACGACCAAGCUGAGCCUGAUGACCUGACCUUCCCGAAUAAGGUGGCCACCCUGUUUGGUUGUAGUUGCGACGAGUUGAUGAAAAGCUUCUGCAAGCCCAAGAUUAAGGUCGGAACCGAGUGGGUCACCAAGGGUCAAACCUGUGAACAGUCCAUCAAUGCCGUUGGUGGUAUUGCCAGAUCUACUUUCGAUCGGCUCUUCAAGUGGCUGAUCAUCAAGUGUAACGAGACCCUAAUUGAUCCUACCAUGAAGAAGAACCACUUUGUGGCUGUCUUGGAUAUCGCCGGCUUUGAGAUCUUUGAAUACAAUGGAUUCGAACAGAUCUCCAUCAACUUUGUCAAUGAGAAGCUUCAGCAGUUCUUCAACCAUCACAUGUUUGUCGUCGAGCAAGAGGAGUACAUCUCUGAGGGUAUCGAUUGGGCCAUGGUGGACUUUGGUAUGGAUUUGGCAGCUUGCAUCAUCAUGUUUGAAAAACCAAUGGGCAUCUGGGCCAUUCUUGAGGAGGAGUCUCUCUUCCCCAAGGCCACGGACAAGACCUUUGAAGACAAGCUGAAGGCCCAACAUUUGGGCAAAUCUGCUCCAUUUGCUAAGCCUCAUUCCAAGACUGAUAAGAAUGCUCACUUUGCCAUCAUCCAUUAUGCUGGCAUUGUGUCCUACAAUGUCACGGCAUGGCUUGAGAAGAACAAAGAUCCUGUCAAUGAUACCGUGGUCGAUGUCCUGAAGAGAGCUUCCAAUGAGCUUCUGGUUUACUUGUGGAGAGAUCAUCCUGGUCAAUCCAAUCCCCCAGAGGAGACUGGUGGCAAGAAGAAGAAGAAGGGUGGCGGUGCCAAGACCGUGUCUUCGGUGUAUCUGGUCCAAUUGAACGACCUGAUGAACACACUUCACAGCACCGAGCCUCAUUUCAUCCGAUGCAUCGUACCCAACACGCACAAGCAGCCGGGAAUGGUUGAGCCCCCUCUGAUUAUGCACCAGCUCACCUGUAACGGUGUACUUGAAGGAAUUCGUAUCUGUAUGCGAGGAUUCCCGAACCGAAUGCUUUAUCCGGAUUUCAAGAGUCGUUACCAGAUUUUGGGACAAGAGGAAAUCAACAAAGCCAAAGACAACAAAAGCGGCGCUUAUGGUCUUUUGGACAAGGUUGGCUUCUCCAGGGAGAAGUACCGUCUUGGUCACACCAAGGUGUUCUUCCGUGCUGGUGCCUUGGCCCAGCUUGAAGAGGAGCGCGAUACCAUCGUCCUUAAGUUGGUGCGAUGGAUGCAAGGCCAAUGCUAUGGAUUCAUUCGAAGAAAAGACUACAGAAAGAGGGCCGAUCAGCGCGACUUGCUCAAGGUCAUCCAAAGGAACUUCCGAAAGUACAUGCAACUCCGAAACUGGGGCUGGUUCAUCAUCAUUCAGAAGACUCGACCCCUCAUUGGGCAGGUCAACAUCGAGGAAGAGCUCAGACUCCUGGAGGAAAGGGCCAAUGAGGCUUAUGGUGCCUAUCAAGAGCAACUCGAUACCAAAGCCAAAUUGGAGGAGGAGAGCGUAAGGAUCAAGCAAGAGGCCAAGGAUCUUCUCAAGCAGAUCGAGAGUGAGCAAGGCAAUCUCAGCGAGUACACCGAAAGACAGGCCAAGGCCUCUGCCCAGAAGGCCGAUCUAGAGGUUCAACUGCAUGAAGCUGGCAAUCUUUUGGCACAGAUGGAGCAAGAGCGACAGAAUGCCACAUCCGAUAAGAAGCUCUUGGAGCAAGAGAAUCAAGUCAUCAAGAAGGAUAUUGAAGAUUUGGAACUGGCCAUCUUGAAAUUGGAACAAGAGAAGACCAACCGUGAUCACAACAUUCGAUCCUUGAACGACGAGAUUGCCUCUCAAGAUGAGGUGAUCAAUAAGUUGAACAAGGAGAAGAAGCAUUUGUCCGAAAACAAUUCCAAGGCAUCCGACGAUCUUCAGUCAGCCGAGGACAAGGUCAGCCACUUGACAAACAUCAAGACCAAGCUGGAGCAAACCUUGGACGAACUUGAAGACUCCCUCCAACGUGAGAAGAGGUCCCGAGCUGACAUCGAGAAACAGCGAAGGAAGGUCGAAGGUGAUUUGAGAAUUACCCAAGAGAGCGUCGGAGAGCUUGAGCGCAGCAAGAGGGAGUUGGAAAACACCAUUGCCCGCAAAGAGAAGGAGAUCAGCACUUAUGCCGCCAAAUUAGAAGACGAACAAGGUGGCGUGGGCAAGAUCACCAAGAGCAUCAAGGAGACUCAAGCUCGCGUUGAAGAGCUGGAAGAGGAACUUGAGGCUGAGCGACAAGCUCGUGCCAAAGCUGAACGCCAACGUUCUGAUCUUGCACGUGAGUUGGAAGAACUCGGUGAGAGGCUCAAUGAGGCAGGAGGAGCCACUUCUGCUCAAAUCGAGUUGAACAAAAAACGAGAGGCUGAGGUCCAGAAACUGAGGAAGGAUCUUGAGGAAGCUCAUAUCCAACAAGAGGCUACAAUGACCAACCUGAAGCGAAAACAUCAAGAUGCCAUUGCGGAGAUGAGCGAACAAAUUGAACAACUCUCUAAGAUGAAGUCUAAGAUUGAGAAAGACAAGAACCAAAUCUCCCACGAGAUUACUGAUGUUCGAGCUGCCACUGACGAAAUCAACCGUGCCAGGGCCUCUGCCGAGAAAGCCAACAAAAACUUGCAGCAAACCUUGAACGACACCAACAAAAAGGUUGAGGAAGCCAACUUGACUCUGAGCGAUUUCGAAAACUCCAAGAGGAAGCUGGCUGCUGAAAACUCUGAUCUUCUCCGACAAGUCCAGGAAUUGGACAACAACGCCAACAUGCUCCAGAAGAUGAGGAUUCAAUUGGCCAGCCAACUGGAAGAGGCAAGACGCUCGGCUGAUGACGAGGCCAAGGAGAGGCAAUCUCUUUUGGGCAAGUACAAGAACCUCGAGCACGAGUUGGAUGGCAUGCGGUACCAAUUGGAUGAGGAAACUGGCCAUAAGGAUGACGUGGCUCGUCAACUUGCCAAGGCUUCCCAGGAGGCCGACAUGUGGCGGCAGAAGUACGAAAUUGACGGCAUGGCCAAGGCCGAGGAUUUGGAAAUGUCCAAGAUGAAGCUCCAAGCCCGAUUAACCGAAGCUCAGAGCACCAUUGAGAACUUGAACGCCAAGCUUGGUCAAUUGGACAAGGCCAAGAACACCCUUCAAUCCGAGAUUGACGAAAUGGCGGUCCAAACUGACCAAGCUCACAUCUUGAACAACCAGAUGGAGAAGAAGGCCAAACAGUUUGACCGCAUUGUGGCUGAAUGGAAGCACAAGGUGGACGGUCUGUCUAUGGACUUGGACACCUCGAUCAAGGAGUGUAGAAACGCCUCUUCCGAAUUGUUCAGAAUCAAGUCCGCGUACGAGGAAUCCGUUUCUCAAUUGGACGAGGUCCGGAAGGAGAACAAGAAUUUGAGCACAGAGAUCAAGGACAUCAUGGAUCAAAUCAGCGAAGGUGGACGAUCCAUCCAUGAGAUUGACAAGAUUCGCAAACGCCUGGAAGCCGAGAAGAUGGAACUCCAAGCUGCUUUGGAGGAGGCCGAGGGAGCUCUGGAGCAGGAGGAGAACAAGGUUCUUCGCGCUCAACUAGAACUCACCCAAGUUCGUCAAGAGAUUGAGCGUCGCAUCGCUGAGAAGGAGGAAGAGUUCCACAACACCAGGAAGAACUUCCAAAAGGCCAUUGAUGGCAUGCAAUCUGCUCUUGAACAAGAGAGCAAGGGCAAAGCCGAGGCUCAACGGAUGAAGAAGAAAUUGGAGGCCGAUGUUGCCGAGUUGGAGGUGGCUCUUGAACACGCCAACGCUGCUAACAUGGAAUCCCAAAAGACCAUCAAGAAGUACCACGAGCAAAUCCGCCAAGCACAAUCCCGAUUGGAGGAAGAGCAACGUGCCAAGGAGGUGGCUCGCGACCACUUGAUUGCCGCUGAUCGACGUGCCCACGCCAUGCAAAACGCCUUGGAAGAGGCCCGUACUCUCUUGGAGCAAGCUGACCGAGCUCGUCGUCUGGCCGAACAAGAACUGUCCGACACCAACGAACAACUUUCCGAUUUGACCUGUCAAAACCAGGCCAUUGCCGGUGCCAAGAGGAAGCUCGAGUCCGAGAUGCAAACCCUUUCGGGAGAUCUCGAUGAAAUGUCAAGCGAGGCCCGCAUGUCCGAGGAGAAGGCCAAGAAGGCCAUGGUUGACGCUGCCCGUUUGGCCGAUGAGCUCCGUUGCGAGCAAGAACUGGCCCAGGCAUUGGAGCGUGACCGAAAACUGCUCGAUUGCCAGGUCAAGGAGAUGCAGCAACGUCUCGAUGAGGCUGAGAACAACGCUCUCAAGGGAGGCAAGAAGGCCAUGAACAAGAUGGAGACCCGCAUCCGAGAGCUGGAGUCCGAAAUGGAUGCCGAGAACCGACGGCUGGGUGACGCUGGCAAGAACUUGCGCAAAAGCGAGCGCCGAAUCAAGGAGUUGUCUUACGCCGCUGAGGAGGAUCGAAAGAACCACGAGCGGAUGCAGGGCUUGAUUGACCAGCUCCAGGGUAAGAUCCGAUCCUACAAGAAGCAGAUCGAGGAGGCUGAGGAAAUCGCUGCCCUCAACUUGGCCAAGUUCCGUCAAGCCCAAGGCCAAUUGGCUGAAUCCGAGGAGCGUGCUGACCUGAAUGAGCAAGCUUUGGCCAAAUACAAGGCCAAGGAGCGUGCCGCUUCCCUUGCCCCAAUGUAAAGGCUGAACAGGCCUUCCGUCCAAUUCUAGUCUUCAAAGUUGAGCAACAAUGUCCUGAUUUGGAUCAUUUGUAUCAAUUGUCAAUAAAUUUGACAAUGAAGCAUCUUA
Tigriopus californicus is the source of this 6064-nucleotide messenger RNA. Its product is annotated as myosin heavy chain, muscle-like. The record is from RefSeq and is a predicted model, not a curated record. Bases 164 to 5956 code for a protein of 1930 amino acids. Gene Ontology annotation, molecular function: ATP binding; actin filament binding; cytoskeletal motor activity. The transcript is spliced from 4 exons. Lineage: Eukaryota; Metazoa; Arthropoda; Copepoda; Harpacticoida; Harpacticidae. Gene Ontology annotation, cellular component: myosin complex.